AGUCCGUCACUUAGCCGUGCCCCAACGCCUGUUCUUGCGGGGACAUAUUCCUUAUUCUUCAAUACCUUCGCCGCUCUAGGGUACCGUCGAACUCAUGUUGAUGCUCACAUACCAGCCUCCGUAUUGAUAACGCUGCGCGCUCCUGAAGCUUAUAAGUUGUUAUAAAUCAAAUGUCUUUCACUCGAUAGUCUUGAGCCUCGUCGCUCUCAGGCACUGUGUUAGCCUUCGCCAACAUGGGUAAUCAACCUAGCACCGCGAACCACAACAGGCUGUCCAAGCCGAAAACAAACACAAACUCUCCCGUUGGAGCCACCAAGGCCGACUCGCCCGAACCCGUAUCGAUAUACGCCGACCUCAGCACAGAGGGACGCCAGCAGAUCAAAGACACGUUGCUUUCGCCUACCACCACCGAGUUCGGGUCCCCUGUCUGGGCGCAUAACGACGAGACCGCAGGAGAGUCUACCCAUACCCGGGGGCGACCACUGUCGCUCGUCUCAAGGUCCAAUUCAAAGGCAAACUCGAGGACACACUCGCGCUCAAACUCGCUGUCUUGCUUCGGAAGUAGACAUGGCUCGUCGGUCAAGCUUGGUAGUCUGGCUGACUCCAAGACAUCGCUAGCCUCUAUUUCACAUGUGAACAUUGCUGAAGCUAUUCGGCUCCUGCAAGAAGUCAAGAAGAACGGCACCCCGGACGACCUCGCCGCUCUCCAAGGCAUUCUGGAAGCACCAGAUGAGCCUGACAUUUCGACAGCAGAUCCGGUUCACGACAGACAUUCUCCUCAGAUUGGAACAUCGACUUCGUCUCUUACGCGCCGCCAAUCUCUGGUCCAGACACCCGGAGUCGGUACCCGGAAUUCUCCAGUUGAAGGACGUCGACGAACGUGGAAUUCAUGGAAGGCCCCGAAACUUGAAGCUGACGAGGAAGCGAAAUGGCGGUCGAGCCACAGGGCUAAUUCCCAAUUGCAGUCCCAGACAGUUGCGCGUCUGACCAAGGAAGCUCGCGAUGAACCAAUGCCCAGGGCAGAGACACCGACGGAUAUAGAUUAUUCGCAUUUGGGAAGCUUGGAGCUUGGGUCUCUUGUAGUUACGAAUGGAGCGCCAUCUCCCUCAUUCAGUGCAAAGGACUCAAGACCCCGUCAGACUGACCCAGACGAGUACUUCGCGUCAUCAGAGGAAAAUUCUAGUCCCCUUAUGAUGAAGUCUACACGGCGCCGUGGUCAUGCGAAGAGCAUGUCGGCCGCACUCCCACAGACCUCUCGACUCUACCAAAUGGACACCCCUGACGUACCAUUACCAUACGAUAUUCGAAGCGUAACAAAUACAGCCAUCAUCAAGCCUUCCUCGUCGCCAAAGCUAGUCGAUUUAGCUGCUUUAAAUGAAUCGUCUCCAAGAUCAUUGCGAGUGACGAAUAUGAGUAUUCCAAGCGCCUCGCAAUUGGCUCACAGCUACCAGGCGGAUAUUGCAACCAGCCCUUUUGAGCCAUUGGCGGAGAAGUUUCCAACCAAUGGAGACAAAGAGUGUGCCUCAUAUGACGCUUCCUUCCAAACAGCUCCUAUAUUUCAGGAUGCCUUCUUCACGGAACCCGAGCCACUACCCGAGCUCAAGGUUUCAAUGCCUUCCUCAAGACUGAGUCUACCAACUCCACAGAAGUCGAAGAAAACAUCUGAUCAACGACCAUCGCCGCGAACGAUGGAUUCUGGUUACUCGUCCGGUGGCAGUCUGCGCAUGAGCGAGCAAGACCAGCUAUAUUGUCGGUGCAGUGGCACGUCUCAACCCGAUGUGACUCCGCAGAAGGGAAUGCCCAAGUCGAUCCUGAGAAACAAAAGUACAAACUCUUCUCACUCCCCUGCCCCGUCGUCUGCAGAAGAAGAAGACUCGAAAGUGAACCGCAGUCCAUCAUACCUACAAAUUCCGGUACAUUCGUCAAGCUCUUCUGCGAGGUCGUCAGCUUCCGAUUCUCUGCUUUCGCCCCAAACACCGAGGUCAAUCACUUCAGGCUCGUCGUUCGAAAGUACUUCAAGACCACAGAAGAAGCGUAUACACCGGAGCCGACCGUCACAGGCGCAGACUUUAGUUGUCCAAUCGUGUCAGCCGAUUCCAGAAGGAACUAUUCCAGAGGUUCCAAAUAAGGUCCGAGCCAAUUUCGAAAGACGCGUAUCGCAAUUUCCCGAGGUCGAAUGCCUAACACGUACAUACCCAACCAAGGAUCACGUCGUUGUGGACGAUCGUAGUGAUAUCACCACAUUUCCAGUCCUGGACACGAUCGAACCGCUUACCGAACUGGAGCCCGAACGUCCAAAAACGGCGCCGAGCCACCCUCGUCGCAAGAGUCUGUCGUUCCUACGCCGAAAAUCAUCAGUCAGCAAGCAUGAAAUGGAGAAAGAGGCCGAGAACGAUGCUCGUCAUGUGAUCGACUUCGGUACCAGUGCAAUGUCACUUGGUACUUCUCCGUACGAUGCAGCAAUGUCCCAAUCGUCGAAGCCGAGUGUUUCUUCUCCUACUCAUCCUCAUCAAAUGGGGUCUAUGCCCCGAGCCAAGUCGAUGGUGAAUAUGGAUAGUAAGGCUGCUACGGAGUAUGCACGCUUGCACAGCAAAGAUCUGGCCUUUGCCGAUCAACAAGUAUCCCGGCAACGCCGUAAAAGCUGUCACAAUAUCAAGAUCGAAGCUGGUGAGGCCAAGGCUGUGAGACGGCGCCCCCAAGGCUCCGAUAUUCCACCUGUCCCGUCCAUCGACACAUCAAGGUUUUCAGUCUCACCCGUUGCCAAACCUAGGUUACAGCCAUCCAGGUCAGAGCAGAGAGCCUCUCAAAUUGCGAGCAAUUACGAGUCACGUCCCCAAACUUUGGCUGUACGCCCUCAGGGUGGGCACCAGCGUCGCAAGUCGACGGGAGAAGUACUGCGUUCGAAGAAAGCAAUCGUCAAUGUCUCGGCAUCACCAAAUCCCCAGGCUAUGGGGGAUAUCGCCAGCUGGGGCCGCUUCAGCGGUGGUUUGCAGUACAACUACGAGGGCCGCGGGGCCGGCGUAGGAGGCAGCGCAGGUACGCGACAGCUCCACAGCUACGCAUCUGUGAAGUCGCUCCACUAUAAGCAUCAGUACGGUGUAGACCUGUCUGAUGUGCCCAUCAUGCUACAGCGCGUAUAG
Molecule: messenger RNA, 3140 nt
Organism: Pyrenophora tritici-repentis Pt-1C-BFP
Lineage: Eukaryota; Fungi; Ascomycota; Dothideomycetes; Pleosporales; Pleosporaceae
Source: RefSeq, a predicted model, not a curated record